CCGAAAAACGGUCGCAUGGCGACGGCCAAGGUCGUGUCGGGUCCCGUGCCUCCGGGCCCUGGGAAAGGCGACGUCCGGCAAGGGCCGCGCACGGUGCGCCGCAACGCCUUCAUCCUUAGCGUCAGCCUCCUCUUUCUCCUCAACGUGCUUUGCAUGCCCAUGAAAGCAUACCUCUCGGAAGAUGUGCCGUGGGGACCACUGAUCGAGCGCCCCAUUUUUCCCAACUACUCAAGCUUCAAUGCGACGAUUCUGGACAAGUACCAAACCGAGUACGCCUUCACGCGGCUCCCCAACACGAGUACGUACUUUAGCGAUGCGUCGAGCGACGUUCAGGUCGUGCGUCUCGCUUUGGACCUCAACGCACACGUGGCGGUCGCCGUCGAAGACUGUGUCGGCUCGUUUCUUCGCGGUAUGCCUGGGGUGGUCUACUUCACCUCGUCCGUGCGGAAUCUCCUCUGCGAGCUCGGUGCAACUGCCAGCGUGCGGCCGGCGCAGUGGCACAACAGAGGUCUUUGUGUCUACGACAUGUACUUCACAAUCAACUUGGGCCAUCAAUGCGUCUGGCUCGAAUUCGACCCGGCGCAACCAAACACGCUUGUCGUCGUGAGCGCCCUCGCCAUGUACACGACGUAUAUGUGGCGCUGGUUCAAGUUCAUUUUCCGGAUUCUGGUGACGUUGCGCAUUCUACAUGUGGUGUGGACCGACUACUAUCUCCACUGCUAUGCGCUGGAGCACGUGUUGGCGACGCGCGGGCACUUGGCCACAAUGCCCGAUGGCGACUGGAGCUACGAGGUGCUCUGGGGGGAUCCAACAGCGUUUGUGCUGCUGCACCCGGGCAUCGCCCUGACCUUUGUCAUCGACUAUUGGCUGAGCGUCGACGUCGUCACGGUUGUGAUUGUGCGCGCCAGUCAGAACGACGACAUCAUUGUCAUGUUGACGGCAUUUUUGUACCUCUCGCGGACCGUCUGGUUUGCGUAUGCUGCCAUGGGCCUCACCUCGUAUGUGCUCAAGCGCUGGCACAAGGAACAUUUGUUUGCCGAAGUCGACUUGACGCUUGUUGCGAUUGGCGCCACGUGCUAUGGCCCAGCCGCCUCGUGGGCCUCAGGCAACGUCACGUUUCUCCUCGAAACUUUUCAGUUUUUCUUUGAAGCGCUCGUGCCAGUUGCGGAAAAAGGCCAGGAAUUCGAAGGCUGCUUGUCGUCGCUCGUGUACACACUCAUGCUGGCGUCGAUGCCCAUCAUGUAUGGUUUCACCCGGCCGCUCCUACGUCGUCGUACGUCGACGAUACAGCUCGUGCCGUGCACGCACUCAGGCACGGUGGACCCGGCGCGCUACAGCAGUUUUCUCUACAACGGAUUCAAAACGCGUCUUGUGUUCACCGCACUGCACCGCUGGACGCGCGACUACCGGGCGGGCAUUCCGUCUGUUGGCGGCUCGAUCUACACGCUCUUUGACUUGGACGCUCGCUAUAAGCAGUACCCGACGACGCGCUUUCGCGGCCCUGAUGUAUUUGUGCACUGCUACUGCAACGGCAAGCUGGUCGAGAUCCUUCGCUUGAGCCUCCUCGUUGCUUUCGACCGAAAUGUCAACACGCCAAAUAUGGCGAUCGCAACGAGCGACCAGCCAUCGCCCUAUACGGUCUAUACGAUUCAGCUGCCCACCAGUGAGACGCAGAAGACGCCGCUUUUACUCUGCCCGUCAAAACCAAGUGCGUGGUGUCUCUAGUAGCUAGCCCAAUAUUAGUUGAUGUAC
Molecule: messenger RNA, 1752 nt
Organism: Saprolegnia parasitica CBS 223.65
Lineage: Eukaryota; Oomycota; Saprolegniomycetes; Saprolegniales; Saprolegniaceae
Exons: 3
Coding region: 16-1725 (569 amino acids)
Source: RefSeq, a predicted model, not a curated record